AUGAAUAACCUAGACUCCUUGGUACAGACGCCUUCGGAUCGAUUAAGCCAGCUAUCCGGAAUUCCUCUUGACAUCAUCCUCUACCAUCUUGACAUCGCAUCAUUCACCAACUUACGUCUCACCUCACGCCAGCUAGCCACCAACACCAUCCACUGUCGUUUCUUCAGAUCUGCCAAGACCGGCCUAUCUGUGGCUAGUUUACAAUCUCUCACAGAUAGAGUCUCUCACCCUCAGCUGGGGCCCGUGCUGAGAGAGCUCACUGUUGUUGCAACGCUCUAUGACACCCAGCCAGCCGAAGCUACUGUUCAAACAAGAAAGAAAUGGUCGGGAUUCGACAAGGACGAACUCCGCCGUGAUACAGAGAAUUAUCACCAACGCGUUGAAGAUCUGCGCGAGAGAAACGUAGAUUGUACAGAUGAAGAAGUACAAGAGGCGCAGCAAGAUCUUGAAUGGAUGCAGACAAGAAUACAACAAGAUGCAGACAACGGUGGCAGCCAGGCCAUUCGCUCGUUAACCAGCAUCUUUGGAAUCGCUGUCAAUCUUCGUGUUAUCAAUCUAGACGCCUGUAUCAUCGGAGGUCGCACCAAGACCUGCUCACCAGCUGAACAUCAUCGAUGGUAUCGAUCCGACCACCAGAGAUCAAGUUGGCCCUCAGUCUGGGCAGCAGCAUCCGAAAUCUACUUCAUCGUUAUCUUGGCCAUAUCUCGCAGCAGGAUCCAACUCGAGAAACUCCACAUCUUUCCCGAUACGCCGUCAUGCAGUGUGCAGCUCAGCCAUGUUGAGCCUUCUUGGAUAGCCGUGGACGUGGAUGACUUUGCAUAUGCUUGCAAAAACAUCAGAUCUUUCAGACUGAGCUUCUCCACGAAUACAAGCAUCGGAGUAUCACCGCCUGCCCAAGGAGACCCCCUUUUUCGUCAUGCUUUUGCAGCAAGCUCUGGCUACAGGCCACAUCCAGAGUGGGAUCUGGAUGAUUGUGCCGACCCAGCCGCAGUUCUUAGAUUUAUGCACAAUCUCACAUCGCUGGAUCUUCAUUGUUAUCGCCCAGAUAAUCUCAUUUUCACAGAAUACUCCAGGGCUUUUUAUUUUAUCAGCCAGAGGAUUAGGCUCGGCUGUCUGAGGGACCUUUCUCUGUGCGGUCUUCCCCUGCGACCAGAUGACCUGAUUCUCUUCUUGACAAACCACCCUACUAUCACCAAGCUGUCUCUCGAAGGCAUUCUUCUAGUAGGCGGAUCAUGGUCACCUGUCUUUUCAUGCAUCGAAACUAUGCCCGCCCUGGAGAGUCUUCACCUCAGCUCCCUCAGCACGGAGUUCAGCCACGUAAUAAAUCUUGAUCCAGCAGAACGCACUUUUGAAGCUGACGUACAAGAUACGGAGAAGUGGGUUCCUUGUGGAGAUGGACAUAUCUUAUACAAACGAGAUAUGUGCAGAGAGGAGAUUCGGCAGGGACUGAAUUUUAGACCGCAGCCGGGACCUCGAAAUAUCUGGCGAGACAAUACGCUGGCAUACUUUAACCGUAUUCAGUAUGAGUUUGGACCUCCUUCGAGUGUAUGGGAUUGGGAUCCAUUGAAUGAGGAUAGUGCGUAG
Messenger RNA from Fusarium verticillioides 7600, 1584 nucleotides. RefSeq lists its product as hypothetical. The record is from RefSeq and is a predicted model, not a curated record. Lineage: Eukaryota; Fungi; Ascomycota; Sordariomycetes; Hypocreales; Nectriaceae. The transcript has a single exon. Bases 1 to 1584 code for a protein of 527 amino acids.